UGAUUGGUGGCGAGUGCGGAAGCCAAAUAAGAGCGUGUAUAUUGCCUCAGAAUGUAAACAAAUUUGUACAAGGCAGGUACCACCAGCACAUAAUUUACGGCACGUUUAACAUAUUGGUAAAAACAUUACUAAUGUUUGGUUGACAGUUGAUGAUUCGUCUUACAAUUUAUCGGCACAAACAACUAAAAUAGAUAUAACGUUAUAGCUACCAACAAUACAAUAAUGAGCAACUCGUCCACCUCAAUGGCUCACAGCUUCGGAUCUGUCCGUCAAAGCCCCCCGCUGAGUUCAAAUUUUGCACUGACACAUGGACUGUUGGAUUCAGCUGCCGAGCAGUUAAUGGUUCAGAGGGAUUUCCAAGCUGCUUUCGACACAUGUGAGAGAGGUCUGGUGAGCCUUUUAAACGCGGAGCAAGAAGACAGCAGGUAUGGGGAGUUGAAGGCUGCACUCUGCAUUGUGGGGAUUCAAGCAUUGGCUGAACUCAAUCAGUGGCCUGGUGCACUGGCAUGGAUUCUGCAACAUUAUGAGUGCCCUGAGAAAAUAUCUGCAAAAAUAAUGCAGAUGUGCAUACUCCUCUACACCAGUGGCGAGCAAGCUAUGAUGCAGGAGGCAGGCCAUGUUUGGCUGUGCUGCCCAUCCAAUGGGAGAUUGGCAGGAUUUGGGACUGUAGCAGAGCUUUAUUUACUGCAUAUUCUAGUGCCUUUAGGUCAUAUGACAGAGGCACGGGAGUUGGUUUUUGGUGAGGUGGGAGGUAUUGCAUUCACAGAGGACCAGAAACAAACAGCACUGGAUAUCGUGGAGAAUAAAGAGAACCUCAGCCAAGAACAACAUCCAAGCCCUAAUCCCAACACCAGUCCUGUGGUGGUGGUUGCUGGACUUAACACACCUCAAGGUGCUGUGAUUCAGAAACUUGAGGCCUUGCUUAGGCUUUUGAACAGAGGACUAUCAGUAGCCAGUGGUGGGUUAUUCCGUCUUCAGAGAUUUUUUCUGGCUGCGGUCCUUCUCUACAUGCUUUUUGUCCGAAUGGAUCCAGCUCAUCCCUCAUCUUUCCCAUGGAUCUCACAGAUGUUGCAGAUGCUGAAGCAGAUGUGGGACGCCAUGUUUGCUCCUUACUAUCGAGCCAGAGCUCAGAGCUAAGAACUGUAAAACCAUACAGGCUGGUGCUGGGACAUUAUGGUUUAAAUUUGACUGAGAACCAAGAGCUCACCAUUGACCCUCACCAUGUAAACAUGAAUUAGUGACUGAGAUGAAGAGAGAAAUUAGGGGGGCUUUUGUUGGCAACAACAACAUGUAUAACUGUGAAGGCAGAAUGUGAACAGCAUGGAUACAUGUGAAGGCAGAAUGUGAUAGUAGUAGUCAGAAUUAAUUUCCUUGGUGUUGCAGAUUCAGUUGCUCCCAUAUAUGUGUGUGUGUGUGUGUGUGCGAGCGAGCCAGAAAGCGAUUGAGUGUGUGUGGUGACACAUUCUGUGUUGAUAUGAAUUGCCCAAUCCAAAACAACUGCUGUAAGCAAGCUAAUUGUAAUCAGAUGCAUGUCAUACAAAUUAUAACUUUUACAUGAGAGUGAUAGAUUUUUAAUUGGUAAAAUGAUAAUUAUCUCAUUAUGAAUUACUCCAGUAUCUUUCAAUAGGGUCUGGCUCCAGCAGAUACCUUCUCAGGACACAGACCAAUUAUGUACUACAAUAGCAAUUAUGUAGUACAAUAGUGACAUCAAAGUAGCCUACAUAAUCACAAAGCAUGUGAAAUAUAUUCACAUGUGCAGCACACACAUAGCUCAUUUCUGCAGAAUAUCAGGCAGCAAACACGCUCAAUUGGUUUUCGCAUUGGAGCAGCUCACAGGAUUGAACGACAUCAGUAGCUGGUAUUGUAGGUAAGAGGUUUCAACUUUUAUCUACCAGGAACUGAAGAAACAAUGGAACCAGGUAUUGAAAAAGUUUGGUCUGAAUUCUUGGUUGAAUCUUUGUAAUGCACAGUUCAGUCAUCAAGCGCUGUUUGAGUGAACAUUUAUAUAGGCUUCACCAAAAAAAAACUUGGUAAAGGGUUACCUGGCAGAAUGAAAUCAUGAUAAUUUGUAUCCAUUUGGAGGGCAUUUGUUUUGCAAACUCUGCCAUGUAGGCCUACAUUGUACAGUACAAACACAUGGCUAGCCAAAUGGUCACUUGCUAGGUGAGCAAUUCAAUUAAAAGGCAACCACACCCUCCAAAUAUUUAUAUUUUUCCCAGACCAGAGAAAAUGGACUCCUGAUGUGUUUUAAGCAUUGUUGUGGACUUUCUAUUAAAAAGUGUGAUUUUGAGUGAAUACCUGAAAAUAUGUAGUAAAACAGAAUAAAAAAAACUGUAGGAAAACAGCA
Messenger RNA from Oncorhynchus gorbuscha (pink salmon), 2347 nucleotides. It is a transcript of the gene pex26, whose product is annotated as peroxisomal biogenesis factor 26. Gene Ontology annotation, molecular function: ATPase binding; protein-containing complex binding. Gene Ontology annotation, biological process: protein import into peroxisome matrix; protein import into peroxisome membrane. Lineage: Eukaryota; Metazoa; Chordata; Actinopteri; Salmoniformes; Salmonidae. Gene Ontology annotation, cellular component: peroxisomal membrane; peroxisome. The record is from RefSeq and is a predicted model, not a curated record.